AUGCCACGAAUACCUCCAUACAGAAGGUCACCAAAAGAGGAGGGAGAGAUUGUGAAAAUACUAGAUGAAUUGCUUGAAAAAGGAUUUAUCGAACCCUCUAAGAGCCCAUUUAGCUCCCCAGUGGUGCUAGUCAGGAAGAAGGACGGUUCGUUCCGCUUAUGCGUGGACUACCGAGUUCUGAACAAUGCGACGAUCAAGGACCCAUUCCCUCUACCGAGAAUCGAAGUAUUGUUGGCAAAGAUAGGGAACUCGGCCGUCUUUUCCACACUCGACCUUCACUCCGGCUACCACCAAAUCCCGGUCAAGGAAGAAGACAUACCCAAGACGGCUUUUACAAUCCAUGACGGUAAAUACCAAUACCGAGUGAUGCCGUUUGGGUUAGUAAAUGCACCAUCUACCUUCUCAAGGUAUAUGACAGACAUCUUCGCGACCUUCCAUUCGUUCUUGUUUACCUGGAUGACAUAUUAG
Messenger RNA from Torulaspora globosa, 468 nucleotides. Its product is annotated as reverse transcriptase family protein. The record is from RefSeq and is a predicted model, not a curated record. The transcript has a single exon. NCBI's taxonomy places the organism in Eukaryota, Fungi, Ascomycota, Saccharomycetes, Saccharomycetales, Saccharomycetaceae. The coding region runs from base 1 to 468 and encodes 155 amino acids.